Podospora pseudocomata is the source of this 1434-nucleotide messenger RNA. RefSeq lists its product as uncharacterized. The record is from RefSeq and is a predicted model, not a curated record. Gene Ontology annotation, molecular function: protein binding; ribosome binding; translation elongation factor activity. The transcript has a single exon. Gene Ontology annotation, cellular component: ciliary inversin compartment. The coding region runs from base 1 to 1434 and encodes 477 amino acids. NCBI's taxonomy places the organism in Eukaryota, Fungi, Ascomycota, Sordariomycetes, Sordariales, Podosporaceae. Gene Ontology annotation, biological process: positive regulation of translational termination; protein localization to ciliary inversin compartment; positive regulation of translational elongation.
AUGGCUUCUCAUGAGGAAGCACUCAUUCGUCGGCCUGAUUUUAAGAUUUCUGCUAGCAUCCCAAGCCCUCUCACGGUUCCAAUUCCUUGUCAUCACAUCCGUCUUGGCGAUAUUCUUAUUCUUGGAGGCCGUCCGUGCCAGGUCAUCCGCAUCAGCACCUCUGCUGCCAACGGCCAGCACCGCUACCUCGGUGUUGACCUCUUCACCAAGCAGCUCCAUGAGGAGUCCAGCUUCGUCUCCAACCCCGCCCCCAGCGUCGUUGUCCAGACCAUGCUCGGCCCCGUCUUCAAGCAGUACCGCGUCCUUGACAUGCAGGAUGGCGCCAUCGUCGCCCUGACCGAGACCGGUGAUGUCAAGCAGAACCUCCCCGUCAUUGACCAGUCUUCGCUCUGGAACCGCCUCCAGAAGGCUUUCGAGUCUGGCCGUGGUUCCGUCCGGGUCCUCGUUGUUACUGAUCACGGUCGCGAGAUGGCUGUUGAUAUGAAGGUUGUCCAUACGAGUAGAUUGUUUGGGAGCCGUACGACUCACGAUGAGCAUCAGAAGAAGCCUGAUGUGCACGAAGCUUCCAGGAACGGCGAUUCUUCUCUACUUCGAGAUAUCCUGAGGGAUGCGCCAGAGAGCAUCACACUUUUAGACACAAACAAGAGGACAGCGCUUUUUAAGGCGAUUGAAGGCCGACAGAGAGAAUCAGCAGAGAUUCUGAUCGACGCCGGCAUUGACAUCAACGCCUUAGAUGAAAACAACAUUUCCGCAUUGGAAUUUGCCCUUUUUAACAAAGACUCGACUUCCCAAUCAAUGGCCCUUCUGCUUCUGAAAGGCGGUGCAUCGCCUGUCUCGAACCUCGAGAGCAAUGGCCUGGCGCUUCUUUCAGCUUCAGCCAAGGGAGAUAUGGAUACUGUGAACCGUCUCUUGGCGAAUGGCACCAGUAUUAAUGGCCAGGAUCGACUGGGAUAUACAGCUUUGCACGAGGCGGCUUGCUUUGGGAACCUUGAAGUGGCAAAGAAGCUCAUUGAGUGUGGAGCUGACGUGAAUGCCAAAACUACACUGGGUGGGAACACUGUGCUUCACGUCACCAUUGCUACGUCUUCAGACCAACAACAUCGGCUGUUCUACGAAGAGGAGUCAGGCAGACAGAAGCCUCCACAGCUGUGUUCGGGCCAUGUUGAUGUUGUGAAGCUACUGCUGCAAUAUGGCGCAGUUCCGGGGCUGAAGAGAUUGGAUGGUCUUACCGUUCAGGGUUUGUUGGCGCAGCAGCUUUCAGCAUUAUCUGCGGAUGACCAGGCGCAGGUGUUUCUGCAAAAGAUUUUAAUCGUCGUCAACAACCCACCAUCAGCCGAAUCGAGAACGAUAGUGGAAAAGACCUAUGUACCCCCAACUAUACCGGACGCCGCAUGGGAGGUGUUGUCACACGGGCCCACGACUCAGUGCCCCUAG